AUGCCGCUGCUCAGUCUAGCCCUUCUCAAUCAACACAAUGAUGAUUAUGCUGUUCGUGUUAGGCUGCUUCGUCUAUGGCGGACAAUGAGACCUGACGGGAUCACAAUCCAACAAUUUCAUAUGUUGUUUGUCGACAACCAGGGAACGGAGAUUGAAGGGUUGAUUGAUACGGAUGAGAUACCAUUGUUUGAUCCCUUUCUACUGAAUGAGGGAAAGAUUUAUAGAAUCACUAACUUUCAUGUCCGACCAUAUGAAGAUUACAAUCGAGUUUCUCCUGCCACACUCCGAAUCUGUUUACAUCAGGAGUCUUUUGUUGAAGAGCUUCCUAAUGGACAUGACAUACCUGCCUACAAUUUCCGAUUUUUGGAUGCUUCUGAUCUUCCUAAUGCAGUUCACAAUCAUGCCUACAUGUCUGAUAUAAUUGGAGUGUUGGUUCUUGCGGACCCUGAAGAAGCCUUAUUUGAAGAUAUUGCUCUAUUGAGGCGGAAGAGUGUUCUACUUAGGAUGAUGGGUUUGGAAAAUGCAAAUCUCGCCAUUGAUUAUACCUUUGAUGAUGCUUUAUGGGUGAGCACACCCUGCUCAAUCCCAGAACUGAACCUCUACAAGAAUGAUCUCAAUAAUCAGGUGGGAAGACUCUACAUUUGUGGUGGACAAGUACAGAAUGUUGAUGUUUUCUGGUCAGCUGAGAAAUUGAAGUACAUCGUGCGUAUGAUUGUUGGUAAUGGUGUUGAUGAAGUUAGGUUUAUCUUCACAACUGGGAAAUUCCGUUGGAUAGCAAGUCGUAUCAUUGAGGAGAGUGAGAAGGAGUGGUCCAACAAUUUCACAAACCUCAUAGCUUAUCUAAGGGGCAAUUCCUUUAAGUUCAUGGUUGAAGUCGGCGACUUUAACCCGGCGACUAAUGAUUUCGAUUUAGUCCUCCGUAAGUUAUUCAAGUAG
Messenger RNA from Linum trigynum, 936 nucleotides. Lineage: Eukaryota; Viridiplantae; Streptophyta; Magnoliopsida; Malpighiales; Linaceae. The record is from the annotation of a GenBank genome assembly.